Molecule: messenger RNA, 225 nt
Organism: Paramecium tetraurelia
Lineage: Eukaryota; Ciliophora; Oligohymenophorea; Peniculida; Parameciidae
Exons: 2
Biological process (GO): double-strand break repair via homologous recombination; mRNA export from nucleus; proteasome assembly
Cellular component (GO): proteasome regulatory particle, lid subcomplex; proteasome complex
Source: RefSeq, a predicted model, not a curated record
AUGUCAAAUAAAAUAGAAGAAGAGAAAGGGCCUGCUUAACAACCACAACAAGUACAAAAAAUUUUUGAUGAAGAUGAUGACGAUUUUGAAGAAUUCGAAUAAGAGGAUUUGGAAGUGAAUCAUGAUUUGAAAAUUGAUAUUAAGUAAUGGAGAGAGGAUUGGGAUGAUGAAGAUUUGACAGAUGAAUUUUCAAUUUAAUUGAAAUAAGAAUUAGCCCAAAAAUGA